AUGAAGAAAAAUGGAUGGUGGGGAGUAUCCUUCGGAGUUCUUCUCUUUCUUAUCGGUGCAAGCUGGGAAAAUGUCAUAAACGAAUCGAAUAAACACAAAAAGGAGGAAACGAAUUCUUCUAUUAAUUUUUAUUGGGGUAGAAAAAAUGAGUCAGAAUACCCUGGAAGGAAGAAGAAAAAUUUGCAAAAACAUAGUUUGUCCCCAGGAGAGGAGGGAUAUAGUAAGGAUAGCACACCCAGCGGAAACAAUGGAAACGAAUCCGGGUUAUUUAAAAAGAAAGCACUUAUACAUUUAAGAGAUAGCAAAUUUAGAAGGAAGCCAUCGCGGUAUGCGUAUAUUAAAAGUAACAAUGAAAAUAAUUUGGAUAGACAUCCGAGUAGUAGUGAGAAGGAGGCAAAGAAUGAACCUAAUGGAAGUCCUAGUUCCUUUUUACAAAAUAUGAACGUUCCCAAUAUAGAAGAGAUUUUAGAUUACUUCGAAAUUGUAGGUGAAAAAGAAGGAGAGUUAAUCUUUUCAUUAGAACCAUACUAUGUGGACAUCUACACGUGCAAAGAAAUUGUGCGUUCUAUAAACCGUAAGACGUUAACCAAUUCUAGUGGUACCUAUGGGAAGGAGGAAGAAAAUGAAGAUAAUGACUAUAACUCUGGGCCAAUAAAAGAUUCCAGGAUAAGAAAUUUGUAUCAUUAUAUGAAACUCUCCGUGAUGCAUUGCAAUAAUGAAAAAAUUAAUCUAUUAAACAGAAUGAAUAUCUUAGAAGACCCAAAUAUAGAAGUUAACGAACGGGUCUCAAUAGGAGAGAAGUCCACUACAUACAAAUUACUCAUAAAUGAGUAUGUAAAUUGCUUAAAAGAGGAUAACGAAGAUGUUAAAGAGAAGAUAGAGGAUGCUAAGAAAAAGAUCACAAAAGAAUAUGAAAAAAAAUAUUGUCCUAAUAAUAAGUGCAAUUCGAACGUCUAUUUCGAAAGUGUACAUUUGUACCUAUCGUACGUGAAUAAUAAUGCCGACAUUUUGUACAAUUCUAAUAUUAACGAUGCGAAGGAAUUUUUAAAAUCUGGAACAAGUAUUGUUAAUAUUAUAGAGAAAGAAAUAGGAUCAAAUAAUGUCAUAAAUUCUAUAAAGUUCCUACAAAGUGAAAUUAGUAGCAUCAUAAAUAACUACAAUUAUCACAUAAAGAAUAUAAAAAAUGCUAUCUAUAAUAUAAGGGAGCAUAAAAAAAAUGAUAACUCUAGUGACUUUGAUAAAAAAACUUUGGUAGACAAAAGUUUUGACUUGGUAAAAAACAUGUCCGUGUACAAAUAUAACAAUGAGAUGUUCAACAGGAUGAAAGCAUUGUACGAUUUAAAAAGUGCUAAAUGUAAAGAACUAUUUACUUUUUUAGCAGAGGAGUUAAAGCAUAAGCUUAACUCCUUUUCUGAGACGGUGACAUUUCAGGUGAAGUACAAUUCGAUAAUUAACGACUGGAAAUUUAUCUUGGACUAUGCGAAAGAUAUAUACAAUAAAAAUUUGACCAAGAUAAAAAAUUACGAAGGGAAUGAAGGUUUAGAAGUUAUCCUAGUCAGAAAUAAGAUUAAGGAAAAGCUAGCAACGCUCGAAGGUCUGGUAGACAAGCUAGAUAACCUAUUUAAUAUCAUAAAAUCGAAGUAUGCAAUUGUCAUGUCAGCGAAAUCACUGAUUGGGGAACUGAUGAGUGAGUUCAAAACGGGAGAAAAGGGAGAUUACAAAUUCGAUGAUCUCAUAGGAUUAAUGGAAACAAUAAGUAGCAAAAUUAACACGGUGAAUGAAAGUGUCGAUAGUAUACAUAAGACAUACUCCAACAUUCAGUACGUAGAAAUACAAGUCGAAAACUUAAGCACUUCUCUCGAUGGGUACAUGAACGAAAUAGAUGAUUUAAAGGCUAAGGGAUCAACUAACGAUUAUAUUAGAGAAGAAAUGGAGUCGAAAAUGUUGUUUAUAACGGAAAAUAUUAACAAUUUAAAAAAAAUGCUUUCCCUGGAAGAAAAAGCAAACGAAUAUAUUGCGCAAAUUGAUGAAUUAAUUGUGGGAACAUCAUUAGAUAUGAACGAAAUUAUAAAUAAAAAAAGUGACGCUUAUAAUAAAAUAAAAGUGAUUAUUAAAGAGAUAUAUGAAGGCAAUUUGAAGAAUUUUCUCGAUGAAAUGUCUCUAAAUGUGGACAAAAAUAGCGAUUCUAUUUAUCACAGUAGUUCUACGGACGAACUGGAUGGCGUGUUAAAUAAUAUAAAAGAUGAUUAUAAAAAAAUGAAAUCUAUCAAAUGUGAAAAUAUACCAGAUUCUUUGGAGAGUAUAAUGAAUAUGCUUAAAAUUAUUUCAGACGCCAAGGAGGAAAUCUUAAAAAUCCAAUUCGGAGAUAUCAAUGAAAAAUUAACAAACUCGUUAGAGCAACUUAAGAGUGUUUACGACAAAUUAAAAGUUAGCACAGCAGAGUAUACAGCGGGAAAGGGGAAGAUUGAACAAUGCAAAACGGUUAUACUAAAAGGGGAAAAAGAAUUUUAUGACAAAGAAUAUGAUAAGGAUGAUGAUAUGUUAGAAGUGAAAAAUGCUUACGCAGAUUUUCUCAAACAUAAGGAUAAUUUCCUCAAGGACAGAAGUAAAGUGUUUGAAGAAUUCCAUAUAGCGAAAGAGGCGCUAAAAACGGCUAGGAUUUAUCUUCUAUCCUAUGUAGAAGUGCCGGAAAAAUAUAACAUUAUGAAUGGGGAAGCAAAUGAAAAGUAUAAAGAGUUAAUAAAAGAAAUUAAAAACAAAGUUAUCGAUACCAAAUUGAAAAAUUACGAAGCAGACUUCAACCAGAACAACAAAUUAUCCGAUAGCAUCAUAAAAGAAGUGGAACAAUCAAAUAAAAAUUUGUGUAACCUGAAAAUUUUAAACAGGUCUAUUAAAGAUUGCUCCAUGGAUAGCAAUAUAAUCGAAGAAUUAAUUAACAAAAAUAAUUCACUAAAGGAAGAAAUUAUUUCCCAAAGAAACGAAAUAGAAAAAGAUAAUUUCAUGGAACAUCAUGUGAAGAUAAAUUUAAAAAUAAAAUUUGACGACGCACGGAUCACUCUUGGAAGAAAUUUGUAUGAAAACAAUUUGACGACCUUAAAGACACGAAUGAAGAAUAUUCUCGAUUUUUACACAAGUUCGAAGAAAAAAUAUAAAGACUUAAAUGAAGCAGACCUGAAGAAAAUAAAAGAAAAUGAAGAGUGGAAAAACGCUAAGGAAUUGAUAGACACUCUUAAUGUCGAAUACGAAAUAUUGAAAAAGCAAGCGGAUGAUCUCAUCAGCAGCAAAAACAGUGAAAUUAUAAAAUGGAUAGGUAACAGAAUAGUGGACAAAAAUAAAGAAAUAAAUGAAAAAGUGGACGAACACGUAAAUUCGUUCGAUGAAAUUAUUGCAAAAUCUAAGUCGCCCAUUUUUGUCAGAGAUAUUAAUCACUACAAAAAUGAUGAGAAUAAAGAAAAGGCAAGACAAUUUAAUGAAGAAGUGAAAACUUUUGUUGUGAAGAUAGAAACACAAAAGGAAAUGUUGAACAAAAUUAAAACAAAUUCUAAUCAAUACUUGGCACAAGCAAAUCAAAAGAUAAGUGAAAAUAUAGAAUUCAAGGCCAAGGAAGAGGCCAUGAAAGAAGUUUACGAACAAAUUAUACGAGCAUCAGAAGAACUGAAUGACAAACUGAAGAAAAUACCUACACUGAAUGAUUUACAGAAGAUGGAAUUAAAAUUUGAAAAAAACGAAAUUCACGAUAUGUUUAAUCAGAUUACCACUGAGCUGAAAAAGUCUGAGAAUGAAAUGAACGAAAUCAAUUCAUAUAAACAUGAAAUAGAUGAAAUGAAGAAGGCAAAAUCGGAAGAAGAGACUCCGGAAUCCCCUUUAUUUGUAUAUACUGAAUUUUACGAAAAAGCGGAAAAGAGUCAUAGCACUAUCAAAGAACUUUUUAAUAAGGCUACCGGGUUAAAUGUGAAGUGUGAGAAUAUCGAAAGUGUUAACGAAAUAAAAGACAUUAAAAAGAAGAUUGAUGGUUAUUUGAGAAACAUUUUAACAAAUAAUAGCACCUUGCAUGAAGCGUUGGAGGAUAUUAAAAAUAUGAAGGAAAUGCUGCAGGAUGUGAAUAUUCACGAAAUUGUGCGCCUUGUGGAGAAGGAUGCAACAGAAGCUCAAAAAUAUUCCACGUUGGUGAAAAGUGAGCAGGACAAAUCAGAAGCCCUAAUUAAAGUAUUAGUUAAACAUUUCACAGAUGCAGAGAAGUUAAAAACGGAAAUGAAUAAAAAUUUGCCCAUCCAACGAAUCGAUGAAAUCGUGAAGGAAGUUAUGAAAUAUAAGGACGAAAUAGCACGCCGGGAAGAAGAAAUGAAUACGUAUUUGAAGAACACCAAAGAGUAUAGGGAUACUGCUUUUCGGCAUUGCCGCAACGUGUAUAGUAGAAAGAAAAAGCUAGAAUAUUUGAAGGAAAAGGAGAAAGCAGAUGAACCGCAGAUUGAUAUGGAUAAUGUAAGUAUGAAUGAAAACAAAUGUAAGACCCUAGAAAAAGACCCUGCGCUGAGUGAAGAAGAAAUAAAAAAGCACGGUAAUAGGUAUGUGGAAUAUGAAGGAAAAAUGAACAGUCUCUUAAAUGACAUUUCCGUUUUGCAAAUAAGGACCAUGUAUGCAAAGGGAAAAGACCAGGCCACCAAUAUUAUGAAAGAAAUCGAACAAUUGAAUAAAGGCAUCCAAGAAAAACUUAAAGAAUCUGAAGAAAAAUUAGAACAGUGUAAGAGUAAAUUCCAAAUGAAUGAAAAAGAAUAUAUAUUGAAUAAUGAAAAAUCGAAGACGGCAUACAUAAACGUGAAAUUAAAUUUAGAACUAGUCGAGUCUAAUUUAUGCCAGAUAAAAAAUGUAAAAGAAAGUGUGAAUAAUAUUCUAUCCAAAUCGACUAAUUUAAAGAGUUCUAUAUUAAGGACGUCUAGAAUUGAAAGUGAUAGCUCUGUUGAUGUGCUGAAAAAGGAAGAAAUGCAUUACAUGCAGUAUUUGAAAAAUAUUGAAAAUGAGAAAAAGCUCAUGACGGAUGAAAAGAGUAACAUGGAUGUGAUACACAAAAAUGUCCUUAAAAUAGAAAAUGAAUUGGAGAAAUGUAAAAAAAAUUACGAACAGGGUAUUUUGGAAAAAGCCAAAGAAACGGCUGAUAAAAAGAAAAAACUUAUAGAAUCAACUAGGGAGUCGUUAAAUUCGCUGAAGCCAUAUUUUACCGAGAUGUUUAAUGAAUCAUAUUUGAAAGGAUAUAACAUUACGGAAAAUUUUAUAGGUUAUCAAAAGACCAUGAAUGAGUUAUAUGACGAGUUUGACAAGUCGUACAAAGUAAUCGAAACGAAUGCUGCAAAGGUUGCAGAAGGAACGGUAAAGUAUGAUAAAGCUAAAAGUCUAAGGGAGGAAGCUCAAAGGGCACAAAUAAAUAUUAACAAUAAGGAAGAAACUGCAAAAACGAAUUUGAACAAAAUCAAGCAGAAUGAAUUUAUGAACUUUCUAUUUCAUACAAAGGAACAUGUGGAUAAAAUUGAGAAAGUUUGUGAACAAGAAAAUUCCAAAAUUGGCGAAGUACAUGAAAAUAUUAAAAAAAACAUUAUAAAAAUUCGAAAAUUAACAGAACAGAAGAGUACAUUCGAAAUCUUGAAAAUAGCAAAGGAGAAAAAUAACGAAAUAAAAAAAAACUUACAGAAGUGUAAUAAAAAUGAGGCACAUAAUGCCUUUGGGAAGAUGAUAAAAGCGUCUAAUUUUAUGGGGAUAAAAAUAUUAACAAGCUUAGGAUCCGAAUUGAGCCCCGAAAUGCACCUAGAAACCAAUUCACGAACUAAUUCAACGUUAAAUUUUGAAUCGGAGGUAGAAAUAAAACCGGAAGAUGAUGCCAAAUUUAAUGCUUACCAAAACCUACAAGUGACCUAUGGAUAUAUUCAAAAAAUAUUUAAAAAUUCAGAGGAAACAGACAGGAAACAAGAAGAAAUCGAAGGGUGGAUAAGGCAAGGAAACAAUAAAUGUCAAGACAUUAAAUCAUCCAAUGAAUUAAAAAGUAAAUUUAAGUACACAAAAUAUAAAGGAAGCAUUACCUUAUAUAAAAUUAAUGACGCUCUGAGGAAGUAUACUCAAUUGAAAGCUAUGACCUGCAGCAUCGUGAACGAUAACGAAAUUAUGGAGAGCUCAGAAUUUACAAAAUUGAAGGAGUUGAGUGAUGUCUACAAUAGGAAGAAGAAUGAACAAAUAUCCGAGUCGGAGAUCAACGGAGUAAAUGACGAAUUUCAAGGUAUCAUGAAAAAUGUAGAAAGUUUAGAAAAGCAAUAUGAAACAACACAAGAUACAGAAUCGCCCGGCGAAAUAAUUAUCGAGGAAAACUCCUUAGUUACAGAAAUUAAUAAAAAAAUAGAUAGCAUAAAUAGCAGAAUUACACCAAUUAUGACUAAGCUUAACGAGUUGCUAGUAGCAGGAAUGGCAUGUGAGAAAUCGUCUUAUGCUUCUCUAAUUGGUAAUAUAAAUGCCAAAACGUCGAGUGACUUAAGAUUAAUAAAUAACCAAAAGCAGGACGCGGAAAAAAACGUAGAAUAUAUUAAGAAAAAUUCGAACUUGAUCAAUGAUGAUAUUCGUGCAUUAAAUAAAUACUUUGACAACAACAGAAUAAAUAAUUACCAGUUAAUAAUUUUGGAAGAAGCAAUUAAACACGCUAAUGAUUUAAACGCAAAGGAAAAAGAAGCAGUGGGAAUAGUUAACGAUAUAAAAAAAGAAUUCGUAGACGUAAGUCUGGAGCUAGAAAUGAAUUCCUUAAAUAGCAGCAAAGAAAAAAUUAUGGGACAUUACAACAAACUGAAAGAUAAAAUAAAGAGCAUUAACGACUUUUGCAAAAAUAUCAAUUUGGUAAAAUUGAAAGAAAUGGAAAGUAGCUCAGAUAAAUAUUUAGAAAUAGCAGGGAAAUUUAAAAAUGUGCUAGAUACUCAAAUAACAAGAUUAUUGGAUAAUCAUAUGAUGCUACAAGAUAUAGAAAAAAAAAUAACAGAAAAUGAAGGGAAACUGAAAGGUAUCAGUAGGACAUACACACUACAGUCCAUCCAAAAGUUUAACAAUGUGUGUAAGAAUAUUGAUAUCAAUAUGCAAAAGCUGCAUGAAGUGGAGCAGUCGAAUAACAGUGAAGAAAAACAGGUAAAAGCCUGUAUAGAAAAUGUUUCACGUCUUAUAAACAGAGGAAACACUUUGUUGACCGAUUUAAAUGAUUACGAUGUAGUAAGCCAUAGUACGGCGAAAGAAUCAACUGAUGAUGCUACAAAAGAGUACAUUACAAAGAUUAAAGGAAAAGUAAAUCAUACCAUAGAAGCAUUUCAAAUGGUGUUAAAGAGCAUUCAGGAAAAUAAAUUACACACACAGAACAAUGCAAAUCUAAAUAAAGGCAUAUACGAAAUAUGGAAAAGAGCUAAUGUAAUUAAGGCAAACUUCUCGGAAAAUUUUCCAGAAACUGACAACUACUUUCAAAUGGGGGAUUAUCUAAAGGAUAUAAAAAAUAUUUUGAACGAAAUAGUUGGAGAUACCAACAUAGAGGCAUAUAUCGAAAACAUUUCUCAUAAUAUUGAGGAACAAAUGAACGAUACACAAAAUCAUCGUAACGUGAAAUCUAUUUUAAAAGUCAAAAAAAAUAUUGAAUUAUAUAAUGAAGAGGCAAACAAAAUAUUACAAUCUAUGAACACUGCUCAAGAUAAAAUUUUAUUAAAGAAAAAAGACAUGGAUAAUAUAUUUAGUAUUAUAUCCGUAAAUAUGAAGAACAGUGUUUAUAUAAAUACGAAAAAAUAUAUUAACGAGGUGGAUGAUUUGUUUAACAAGUUAAAAGUGGACAUACAUAAGAUGGAAAAUUUUAUAAAUGAUAUUAAACUGAGAAUAAAGCAAUUAGAGAAAGAGGAAGCUAAUCUCAAAACUAGGAAUGCAGUUACUGGUAAUUUGAAUGAGCAUUCUGAGAAUGCUUCUCGUGAUGGGGACGGUGAACCAAUAGGUGAGGUCGUGGAAGAUUCAGAAUAUUCGGAGGAUUCAAAUGAUAACCAAAACCAACGUAAACGAAAUGGAGUAAGUAUCAAUUCAAAAGGAGAUUCUUCUAAUCAAUCUUUUCAUAAAGUGCAUGGAUUAAAAGAAAAUAAUAAAUCUGGUGGCAACCAUUCUGAUGACAAUCGGAAAGAAGAAUCUCAUAAUGAAAGUAAUAAUUCGGGAGGAAAAAACUCAUGGGAGAGUUAUAGAUAUGCUGGAGGAAUUACGAUAGCAUUUUUUAUUUGUUCAUCUGCUGGAUUCGCAAUUUUUACGUAUAACAAUCAAGAAGCACAAGAAGCCGAUUUCGUAGCAGAUAUGGACCACUUUGAGUGCGAUACAUAUUUUAAUAAACGAGAAAAGGAGGAAAUUAUAGAAGUUUCUUUGAACGAAAAUGAGCAAUAUGAAUGA
Plasmodium cynomolgi strain B is the source of this 8424-nucleotide messenger RNA. RefSeq names its product reticulocyte binding protein 3. The coding region runs from base 1 to 8424 and encodes 2807 amino acids. The record is from RefSeq and is a predicted model, not a curated record. Lineage: Eukaryota; Apicomplexa; Aconoidasida; Haemosporida; Plasmodiidae. The transcript has 2 exons.